This is a messenger RNA of Mycosarcoma maydis (corn smut), 2613 nucleotides long. RefSeq lists its product as uncharacterized. The coding region runs from base 1 to 2613 and encodes 870 amino acids. Gene Ontology annotation, molecular function: chloride channel activity. NCBI's taxonomy places the organism in Eukaryota, Fungi, Basidiomycota, Ustilaginomycetes, Ustilaginales. The record is from RefSeq and is a predicted model, not a curated record. Gene Ontology annotation, cellular component: cortical endoplasmic reticulum. The transcript has a single exon. Gene Ontology annotation, biological process: chloride transmembrane transport.
AUGAACGGCGUCAAGCACGACCAGUCCGGCGCACCGCCGACUCCGUCCAAGCGUUGGUCAUCGGGACUCGCCGAGAAUGUCGGAGCAGGCGCUUCGAGCGUGUCUGAAAAGGCGCCUCCUCCCAUUCAAGGUGCACUCGACUCAGCCAAACGCUCUGCAAAGCAAGUGGUCGACUCGGCGUCCUCGAUCAACAUCAAGUCAGGUUCCAUCUCGCACUCGGCAUCAGCCGAAUAUCCAGUGCCGCAGUCGCAUCCCGAGUCGCAGAUCGCAGACUACGUUCUUGUCUUUCAGCAUGUCGCGAAAAAGUACGCUGGCGCUUCGGCAAAGGUGCCCGAAUCCGAGAAGGCCAAGAUCGCUGCAGAGUAUAACGGUCUGAUCCAACGCAUUCGAUCCACCGGUCUUAAAGUCACGAGCAGAGACGGUGCCAAGGGCUCCGGUCAGAUUCUCAUCUUUGUCAAGGCCGAUGCGCAGCUUUUGCAAAGACUCGCGCUUCAGGAGGCGCUCUCGGAUUACUUGCACGGCGUACUCUCUGUGCACCCUCCACCGCCUCGCUCCUCGAGUCUGCAGACUAACAACCAGACUUCGCCUCUCAACCUGACGCCUGCAUCUCGUCUCCGCCUGGUCGACUCGUUGCUCACGCUUCCGAACCUUGCCAGUCAUGCCGUCAAAAAUGCCGGUGCACGUGUGCCAUCCGGUGCUGGUCUGCGUGUGGGACUUGCCGAGUUUCCGCACCUGGUAGACAUGAGUGCCAUCCAUGAUCCCCUCUACAAUUCGGCAUGGGUCAAACGAUGGUCACACACUUCUCCCACCAAAGCGUUCUACGGCGUUGGUCUCCAAGACCUCGACUCAAUCCGCGAGCAUUUUGGAGAAGACAUCGCUCUGUACUUUGGCUUUCUCAACUUCUACUUCCAGGCGCUUGCACCUGCUGCUCUGCUCGGAGCCUCGUUCUGGCUGCUCGGUCGACCCUUUUCGCCGAUCUACUCGCUCGGACUCGUUGCUUGGUCGUGCCUGUUUGUCGAGUUGUGGCGCAUGAAACAGCGCAAAUUGGCUGUACGAUGGGGUACACUGGGUGUCGGCCAGGUCGACCGAAGGAGGCACGACUUUGUCGCGCGUACCACGCGCAUCGACCCCGCAACCGACGAGCCCGAGGAGGUGUUCGAAUGGUGGCGUCGAGAGUUGAGGGUGAUCCUUUCACUGCCCAUUGUCGCGUUUUUCGCUUCUGUAUUGGCGGCUACCAUGACGCUGAUGUUUGUCGUUGAAAUCUUUGUCACGCAGCUGUACCACGGUCCGCUCAAGCAGGCUGUGCCGUUCAUCCCAACCGCGCUGUUGGUGGUAGCCGUGCCGCAGAUCAUGGCGGCUUGGCAGGCUACCGCAGUUGCUAUCACCAAAUGGGAGAACCACUACAGUGCGAAAUCGUACGACUACUCGAUGACGCUCAAGCGCUUUGCGAUGCAAGCUAUCACCGCCUAUGGAGCACUCACGCUCUCAGCUUACGUGUACAUUCCGUUUGGCGAGCUGAUCAUGGAAACUAUGGUCCAGCGCGGAUUCUUCCAACACUCGAUCCAGGAAGCCAUCAAACAAGGCAGAAUCAGCCCCAAGGGUAUCGACUUCCACAUCAACCCAGACCGCAUGCAUACGCAGCUGUUUGCGGUUAGCGUCACGAGCCAGUUCGUCAACGCGUUCACCGAGCUUGCUUUGCCCGUACUCAUGCGCAAGUUCAACGAGUGGAGGGAGCAGCGUAGCGAAAAGACAAGCGCAUCUAGCACGGGAGCGCCGCAGCGUUCGGGGUCGAUUGAUUCGUCCGCCUCCUCUUCCGGUGCUGUUACUCCCACUUCUGGAAGCAGCAGUGAAGAGCUGGAACAACGCUUUGUCUCGCGCGUCCGCAAAGAACUCCAGCUUCCACCGUACGACCUAUUCGGAGACUACGCCGAAAUGGCUACGCAGUUCGGUUACAUCACUCUAUGGUCUGUGGUCUGGCCUCUGUCGCCCGUAAUGGGAUUCGUCAACAACUUUUUCGAACUGCGAUCAGAUGCUGCCAAGAUCAGCUUGAACAACCGCCGACCCAUCCCGGUGCGCUCAGAAACCAUCGGAGCAUGGCUCGAGACGUUCGGAUUUAUCGGCUGGCUCAGCGCGCUCAACAAUGCUGCUCUUGUUUAUCUCUUCCAGCAGUCCGACGAGGCGCAUCUGGAAGGUCAUUCCACGUACGAAACACGCAUGAGGAGCCAUGUGCACCCGAGCAACUUUGGCGUCAACACAACCGAUGCGCAGUCCGCGCUGAGCUUUUCGCGACUGUUGCCGAAGAGUAUCCCCACGGCCGGCCCCACGGGCGCGAUAGUAGCUGGCAUACUGGUGGCGUUGUUAGCAGAACACGUUUAUGCGGUGAUGAGAAGUGGCGUUAGGCAUAUCCUGGAACGGCUGAUUUGGAGGGGCUCGAACGAGGAGAUGAUUGUCAGAAGGAGAGAGUGGGUGUUGAGAGUCGAGACGUUGAAGAGUCACUGGGACGGACAGCAGGAUGAGGUGGCCGUCGAAAAGGUCGAUCAAGCAGGAGGCUUCUGGAGCAAGGAGAAGGAUGUGGGGGCUUCAGCUAUCCAGGAACUCGGUAAGACCGAGUGA